This is a messenger RNA of Dicrocoelium dendriticum, 703 nucleotides long. The record is from the annotation of a GenBank genome assembly. NCBI's taxonomy places the organism in Eukaryota, Metazoa, Platyhelminthes, Trematoda, Plagiorchiida, Dicrocoeliidae.
CUUUACUCUGGAUAAAAUAACUGGAGAUUUGAGUACGCGUUUAUGGCUGGACAGAGAAAACACACCUCUCCAUGACGGAACACAUCGAAUUCUUAUUGUGGCCAGAGAUCAUGGUCAGCCGUCUCACAGUUCAACCCUUAUUGUUCACAUUCACAUACUGGAUGUGAAUGACAACGUCCCGGUAAUCAGACUGGCUGGAGAGCAGUAUCGUUUGCUGGAUUUACAAGCCAUAGCUCACAACAUGACAGAGCAGAGCAAACGUCUGUGGGAAUUGGUGAAAACGGAAAGGUUGGACGAAGUAAACGAUCAUAACCAGGGUGUGAUAAAAUUAUCGGGCAGGCAUGACUCAGAGAAAAUACUUGCCACUCUCUUGGUUGUUGAUCCAGAUUUGCAGGAGAACAGUACAGUUACAUGUCAGUUCGAUGAACAAUUCAUCAUCUUUCGAUCAUCUGUAAAGAAAAAUUUCAAACUGAUCAAGAAAUAUUCGCAGAACAAACUGCUCAAAUUGCAACCUCUAUUAAUAUAUAGUGAUGAAGAAACACGCAGACGGAAUGGAAGUCUGAGAAUCCCGGAAAACAGUGCAGCAAAUUUGACCACUCCUGAGGACAAAAACUGGAAAGCAAUCAAAGAGAAGUCCUAUAUUAUUAAAACGACAACGGGAAAGGAGCAAAAUUUUAUAUCGAACCCAACACAGGGGUGGUAA